This is a messenger RNA of Manihot esculenta (cassava), 1852 nucleotides long. Its product is annotated as tubby-like F-box protein 7. The record is from RefSeq and is a predicted model, not a curated record. Bases 114 to 1250 code for a protein of 378 amino acids. The transcript has 5 exons. Lineage: Eukaryota; Viridiplantae; Streptophyta; Magnoliopsida; Malpighiales; Euphorbiaceae.
ACUCUCUCUUCCUCUCUCUUGCUUUCUCUCUCUACAAACGAAAACGAGAAAGGGACCGAAAACUCUCUCUGCUUUUCGGAGAAAAAAAAAAAAAAGAGAAAUUAAUCACUCUAAUGUCUCUGCGGAAAUCGAUUCUCUCUCGAAGGAUCUCCAGGUCGUUCAGGUCUGUAAAUAAUCAUAAACACGACGACGGAGUGGCGGAAGUUUCCGGCCGUCUCGGAGGCGAUGUUUCCGGGGAGUGGUGGGCGGAGUCGGACCCUGUCAAUGGUUGGGCGAGCUUGUUGCCUGAAUUGCUUGGAGAGAUAAUAAAACGAGUUGAAGAGAGCGAGGAUCGGUGGCCUCAGCGACAAAACGUUGUAGUUUGUGCUUGUGUUUGUAAGAAAUGGAGAGAAGUUACUAAGGAGAUAGUCAGGUCUACCCGCAAUAUCGGAAAAAUCACUUUCCCUUCUUGCCUUAAACAGCCGGGUCCACAUGACUUUCCUCAUCAAUGUCUUAUAAAACGGAAUAAGAAGACUUCAACAUUUUACCUCUCUCUUGCUCUUACUCCAUCGUUACUGGACAAGGGAAAGUUUCUUCUAGCGGCACGGAGGAUUAGACAUGGUGCUCACAUGGAGUACAUCAUCUCACUUGAUGCAGAUGAUCUAUCCCAACGGAGUAAUGCUUAUGUUGGAAAGUUAAGUUCGGACUUUCUUGGCACCAACUUUACAAUCUAUGACAGCCAGCCACCGGAUAGCAGUGCAAAGCCGGCAAGUAGCAGAGCUAGCCGCCGAUUUGCUAGCAAGAAAAUAAGCCCACAAGUUCUGGUGGCCAAUUAUGAGGUUGGACAAGUCUCAUAUAAGUUUAACCUCUUAAAGUCAAGAGGUCCGAGAAGGAUGGUGUGCUCGCUGAAGUGUCCACUAUCACAGGAAACUGUUAACGAAAAACAUCUAGAAGGCUCCAUGACGAAAGGAUCAGAGACUUCUGUUUCUGGCUGUACAGUUUUGCGCAACAAGGCGCCAAGGUGGCAUGAACAUCUACAAUGCUGGUGCUUGAAUUUCCAUGGUCGGGUAACUGUAGCAUCAGUGAAAAACUUCCAAUUGGUUGCAACUGUGGACCAAAGUCAACCAGGAGGAAAAGGAGAUGAAGAUACCGUCCUCCUACAGUUUGGGAAGGUAGGAGAUGAUACUUUCACCAUGGAUUAUAGGCAGCCAUUAUCAGCUUUGCAGGCAUUUGCAAUAUGCCUUACGAGCUUUGGCACAAAACUGGCAUAGCUUACAAUAUAGAGAGAGGUUGCUGUGGCUCGUGGAGCACGAACUCUGAAGAUGGGUGAAGUUGUCGAAGAGUACACCUUUCUUUACACCUUUCUUCCUUAGUAUCAUCUCUGGACCAGAAAGCUUUCUUAAAUCCGGACGAGAUUAUUAUGCAGUGAUUAAAAUGAGAUUAUUUCUACAACCUUUUUUCUUUGCGUUGGCUCUUGAUUUGGUAGUGUAUGCGGAUUUUCUGCCUCAAACUAUCCAUCCUCAUCUCCAUAUCUUUAGUGCUUAGUUUUGCCUCUUCCUCUCCUUGGUGCUUAAAGUGAUUGCUGCUAAGAUUGUCUCAGCCAUUUAUCAAAGGAGUAACAUUGUCCAUGGUUGCUUAGCCUUCUGAAAGCAAGGAGCAGCGAUGAUUUGGAGCUGCGAGCCUUCUGAAAGCAAGGAGCAGUGGUGAUUUGGAGCUUUGUGGGGUUCGAGGUUCAUUCAAGUCUUUGGAAAUGGGUCUUUAGGGCUCUAGUGCAUUUCUGCAUUUGCUUUGGGUUGGAGCCUUUUCUUACUUGGGCUUUCUCUUGGCCCGUAGGCUUUUGAAUUGUAAUCAGGCCUUCAGCCUUUUAUCUUGG